AGAAAAGAAGAAGAAGAUGUCUUCGCUAGCAUCCUAGCAUCAUAUCGAAAUAUUUAUAAAUAAUAAGAGAUGUUCAGUGCUUUACAGAUUGUCAAUUUAUGUGAGUUAUAGACCAUAUAGCCAUGGAUGCUAUUAAAAACGAAAUGUCUGAAUUCAUAAUUGAUCAUCCCGAAUCAUACUGCCGUUUCUGUUACUUAAAUAAAGACUUGCAGUCUAUUUUUCCUUCGAAUGGGGAAGCAAACCUUCGCAUAAUUGUUCUACUGCAAGAUCUAGUUAAUAUUACUCUAACCAUAGAUCAAGACUUUCCUUCAGCGAUCUGCAAUCAAUGUUUGCUAAAAUUGGAGGAGUUUGAAACAUUUCGCACAAAAUGUAGGAUUUUUAGCGAACAAAUAAGAGCAAAGCGGCAGCAAAAUAUGGACCGAAUUCUGUCUAUUGUUAAAAAUGAGUCCAUCGAUUCCGAUUGUGAAGAACGCCGCCAGCCGUUAUGUUUUGAUGAAUCUUUUGCUAAAACCGAACUAGAGCUAGAAUGUGUAACCGAAGCAUUUGUUAAAAACGAACCAUAUAUAGAAAAUGAGCUUUCUUUGAGUUCAAGUAGUCCUGCGCCUCAAACAAAGAAUAAAAUACGUAAAACAGGAAAAUCCAUAAUCGCAAGGAUGAAAAAGAAAAGCGUUACUGAUUUAAAACGGGACAAACGUAAGAACGAGCAUAAAGACUAUCGGUGUAAGAUUUGCGAUCAAUUCUUUAUCAACAAGGAAAGCAUUAAUUUUCAUCUAAAAAAACACAUGGACACAGUGAACUUGCGAUGUUGCUACUGCUCAAAGACGUUUUCAUCUACUUAUGCGUUGUCUCAGCACGCCAUUACUAGCUAUAUCUUGAAAUCGUUCCCGUGUCAGUAUUGCGACAUCUAUUUUCCAACUAAAGAGAAACUGUUUGCACACGAAUUCUAUUGUGACAAAGAUGUUCCCGAGAAUGAGUCGCAAGCUGAUCGCAAUAUUACCAAAGCAGAGAAAUGUUCCCUUUGUCCAUCGAAAAGUUUCGAUACAUUGCAUAGCCUGCAAGCUCAUAUGACACUGCACGAGGCGAAAUUCAAUUGCGAAAAGUGUGGGGUUGAUUUGCCUUCAGCUGUGCUUUUAGAAAGGCAUUACGAACGAUAUCAUUCUCAAGGGGCAAAGCUGAUAGCUUCUACUGUUACUUGUGAACCCUGCCAGCGAACAUUCAUAGAUGCCAGCGCCUAUCGAAGCCAUCACACAAGAUUUCACGACGAUCAGCAGCAUUCAGUAUCCCGUAAGCUGGACGAAGAUAAGCCGUAUGAGUGUGAUAACUGUCAGAAACGAUUCUGGUCAAUAAACACAAUACGCUAUCACGUGCUUGUUCAUCGUCAAUACCGUGAUUGUAAUCUUUGCACAGAGAGCUUUCGCUCGAAAAAGGAGUUGCGCGAUCACAAAUUGUUCUAUCAUCCUGUAGCUUGUGAGUUUUGUUCCCGAACUUUUUACUCCGAAAUGGCUUGCCGGUCUCAUUGCAACAUGAUCCACGGAAUGGUACAAGUCAGGCAACUGGCCCGUGAUACUGGUAGGGUGUGCUUUUCCUGGCGGAAGAUUUCCUAUAAAUGUGCAACAUGUGAAUUAGAGUACGACAAAUUUCAAAUGCUGAAAAACCACUAUUCGAAAAUGCAUUCUAAAUCCAAGCUUAUGAUCAAAUGCACUUACUGCAAUAAAAAUAGUGCAUCUAGAAUAGGGUACGUAGGACAUUUGAUCGGAAACUGUGGUCAAACACCGAAGAAGUUAAGGACCGGAUCAACGAAAAUAUAGUAGUGUGAGCAUGACUGUUAAGCCAUCUGAAAUCUACAGAACAAGCUUGUAUGAAUAGGUUUUUUUUUUAAAUUCUAUCUAUAAUGGGAUUAUUAUGGGAAAAAAAUUUACUUGCUGCUACCUGGCGUAAUAAUUUUAAACGUUUAGGGGAUAUUGACAACAGUACGUUAACAGUAUACAGAGAGUAUUAGAGAUAGAACCGAAUUCUAUACGAAUUGUUGAAAACAUUUUAUUCGUAAUUGAUUUAUAAGUAAAUGCAUGUGAAGAAGAAAUAUUUGAAUGAAGGCACUCAUGAAUAGCUAAAA
This is a messenger RNA of Malaya genurostris, 2113 nucleotides long. Its product is annotated as zinc finger protein 888. The transcript is spliced from 2 exons. Gene Ontology annotation, molecular function: zinc ion binding. Lineage: Eukaryota; Metazoa; Arthropoda; Insecta; Diptera; Culicidae. Gene Ontology annotation, cellular component: nucleus. The coding region runs from base 123 to 1808 and encodes 561 amino acids. The record is from RefSeq and is a predicted model, not a curated record.